AUGCUCUUAAAAUCAAGUGUCAUAGCACUUCCCUCUAGAGGGAGUGCGCCAUUUAUAUUGAAAACUGAAAAUGAAUUCAAGUAUGUGACCAUACUCAGCCUUGGAGCCAGAAAUGAAGAUAUACAAAACCUUGCACAAAGUCAAGAAGCAGCCACAGCCUGGGUUACUGCUAAUGUGCAGACUUGUGCAAAUAGUGUGAAAAUCGGAUGGAUCACUGUUCAUAACGAGGGGAUUCCAGGAUCUUCUGCCGCUUAUAUUGAUGCAUUAUCAGUCUCUUAUCCGCCUUCAGCAAGAGCUUUCUCUAAUGAGGCAGUGGAUUCCAUGCACAACAUUGUACAGUAUUUUGCAUAUGCAAGUUCAGAAAAUGCCGAUUCCCUUCUUGGUGAACGGUCUAUCCUUACUUUUGCAUCUGACCUAGAUCAUGUAUCGUUUGACAAUGACAUGUUCAAGGCAACAGACCAGUGGUCGAUGGAAAGUUAA
Mangifera indica (mango) is the source of this 480-nucleotide messenger RNA. Its product is annotated as probable glucan endo-1,3-beta-glucosidase BG4. NCBI's taxonomy places the organism in Eukaryota, Viridiplantae, Streptophyta, Magnoliopsida, Sapindales, Anacardiaceae. The transcript has 2 exons. Bases 1 to 480 code for a protein of 159 amino acids. The record is from RefSeq and is a predicted model, not a curated record.